AUGGAACAAUUACUUGUAAGUAUCCAUGUCAUGAAACGAAAAAAUCAUCGAUCUAAUGUUUGUUCUUUUACAGUUAAUUAUACUCAAUCGAAUAAAGCGAACUAUAUUCGUAUACCACCCGAUACCUCUGCAAUUGAUGUGAAAGACUAUCUCAUUCAGCGAUGUUGUAAUAAACGUCCAUCAUUGGUUAUUUCGAUGACGGGUAGUACCAAAGAAUAUAAUAUGAAAUCGAAAUUAUUUCGAAUCUUUCGAAAAGGUCUUCUUAAAGUAGUCCAAACUACUGAUGUUUGGAUUAUUACUGAUGGUAUCAAUACGAGUAUUACGAAACUGAUCGGCGAGAUUAUUCGUACAAAUCCUGAUUCAUCUCGACCAAUUCAUUUAAUUGGUAUUGCCACUUGGGGUUAUAUAUCUGGUGUUGAUCAACUUGAUGUUCAUGGUACUAAUGUGCAUUAUGCUAAGCCGAGAAAUGUUCAAAAAGAUGAAGCAUCUUUGGAACCAAAUCAUACAGAAUUUAUUUUUAUUGACGAUGGAACACGAAGUAAAUAUGGUGGUGAGAUUGAAUUUCGUACUCGAUUCGAAAAAGCCAUCGCAGGUGAAUCAUUUUCCUCAGAAAAUACUACGAUUCAUCGUCGACAUAGUUCACAGGAUUGGAGUGCAAAUGAUUCUGUACCUGCUGUUCUUCUUGUUAUUGAAGGUUAUCUAGAAACAAUUAAAACAGUUCAUGAAACUAUCAUUCAAAAUAACAUUCCCGUUGUAUUGCUUGAAGGUACAGGUGGAUGUUGUGAUUUGUUUUCCAAAGCUUAUCAUUUAUACAACGAAUAUUAUAACAAAACGAGCAUAUCUGAUCGAACAAUUGCUGAAUCAGAUUUUUCAUCAGAACAAAAGGACCAAAUCAAAAAUAAACUUCGUGAAAAGCUUAAAAUAUGUAACAAUGAAAUGAAUCAAACAAUAUCGAAUGAAAAUGUUGAAAUAAAUUACUUUGAAUUGAUCUAUGAAUGUAUUGAAACACGAAAAAUAUUGUUAAAUAUUAUCAAUUUUAAUGCUCAUAGUCUAGUUGAACUAGAUAUGGAUUUGGCUAUUUUGCAAGCGUUGCUUAACGCCACUUCUGGCAAUGAUUCUUCGAAAACUACCAUUGAACAAAAACGUGAACAACUCUAUUUAGCACUUGAAUGGAAUCGAAUUGAUAUUGUUAAAAAUUUUAUUAUGAAAGAUGAUCGAGAUUGGAAGUUAGUCGAUUUAAACGAUCUAUUCGAAAUGGCACUUGUUCGAAAUCAAAUAAGUUUUGUUCAACUUUUCCUUGAUCAUGAUUUUUCAUUAGUUGAUUUCUUUGAAAAUCAUGAUAAACUUGUAACGCUCUAUAAAAAUGAAAAUUUUAAUUUAACACAGGACUUGAACAAUCCUUUACGAUCAAUUUAUAAGCAAAUUAUUCAACCGCUUACGGGCGAUUUUUUUGAAGUCAAUGCUGUAUUGAAUCCAGAUGAGGUUUCACAUGAUACUGAAUUGGAUGAUGAAAUAUGUUCAUGUUGUACAAUAACUUAUCAUAAGAAUUCAUCUAUUCAACAUAUCAACGGUAGUUCGAAAAGAUCAAUUAUGACUUAUAUGGAUGUUGAUAAAGAACUUUUUCUCUGGUCGAUAAUAACUGGUAAACAAGAUCUUGCUUUACUAUUCUGGGCACGUGGAAAGAACAAGAUUUGUGCUGCUCUUAUAGCAACAUUACUCUAUAAGAUCAAAGCACGUAAAGAUAAAGAUCCAAGUUAUAAUGCUUUGGCGGAUGAAUUUCAAAAUUUAGCUGUACAAAUACUUGAAAAAUUCUAUCGAACAGAUCCGUCUGCAUGUACCAAAGCAAUAAUUCGACAAAUACCAGAAUUUGGAAAUGCGACUUGGUUACACUUAGCUGUUAUGGUUGAAGCUAAACAAUUUAUUGCACAAAGAGCUGUACAACGUGUACUUAGUGAUAUUUGGUAUGGCUACAUUGAUCAUACAGAAGACAAUCGACUUAUUAUUUUUUCCACUAUUAUGCUUUGGUACAGUGGAUUUCUUCAUUAUCAUCAAGAAAUGGUUGAAAGAACUGAACAAUUUCCUUUGAAAAGUUUUUACUCUCAUAUCAUUUUUCUUAUGCUCUUUUCUUAUGUAAUUUUAUGCGAUUUUUUUCCUCUCUACGAAUUUCAAUCGGAUAAAUGCUUUGAAAAUGGUGAAAUCAAUACCGUUAUUGAUAUUUCUAAUCAUAAUAUUAGUAAAAAAUCUUUAACAAUGACGAAUAAUAAUCAAACAUUUCACAAUGGUCUUCAUCGUCAUCACCAAUUAGCAACAACUGAAAUUAUUCUUGUUGUAUGGCUUGUCGCUUUGUUCUGUGAUGAAAUACGACAAGUUUUUGAAAUUGAAUUAAAAUCAAUUUAUGGUAAAAUUACAGCAUAUUUUUCAGUGUUCUGGAAUAAAUUAGAUCUCUUGGCACUAUUUCUCUUUUUUCUUGGAUUCACUCUUCGAAUUUGGCCAACAAAGCAAUGUUUUUGUGCUGCACGUAUUAUUCUUGCAGUUGAUUUAUCGCUUUGGUAUAUACGUACACUUGAUAUGUUUGCAGCUGUUAAACGUCUCGGUCCCAAGCUAGUUAUGAUUGGUGAAAUGGUAAUGUGUUAA
Rotaria sp. Silwood1 is the source of this 2634-nucleotide messenger RNA. The record is from the annotation of a GenBank genome assembly. NCBI's taxonomy places the organism in Eukaryota, Metazoa, Rotifera, Eurotatoria, Philodinida, Philodinidae.